Messenger RNA from Microtus ochrogaster (prairie vole), 897 nucleotides. RefSeq names its product ARF like GTPase 3 (gene Arl3). Gene Ontology annotation, biological process: G protein-coupled receptor signaling pathway. The record is from RefSeq and is a predicted model, not a curated record. NCBI's taxonomy places the organism in Eukaryota, Metazoa, Chordata, Mammalia, Rodentia, Cricetidae. Gene Ontology annotation, molecular function: GTP binding; G-protein beta/gamma-subunit complex binding; GTPase activity.
CUCCUUCGCUGUGCGUGCGAGGGACGUCAGGGGCGGUGCCGCAGCAGUUACCCCUGGUAACGGGGGAGGCAGAAGGAGGAGGAGGCGGAGGCGGAGGAGGGACUCGGCUUGAGGAUGGGCUUGCUCUCUAUUUUGCGCAAACUGAAAAGUGCACCAGACCAGGAGGUGCGGAUCCUGCUCCUGGGCUUGGAUAAUGCUGGCAAGACAACUCUGCUGAAGCAGCUCGCAUCGGAGGACAUCAGCCACAUCACACCUACCCAGGGUUUUAACAUCAAAAGUGUACAGUCACAAGGUUUUAAACUGAAUGUAUGGGACAUUGGUGGACAGAGGAAAAUCAGGCCAUACUGGAGGAGUUAUUUUGAAAAUACGGAUAUUCUUAUCUAUGUAAUUGACAGUGCAGACAGAAAAAGAUUUGAAGAGACGGGUCAGGAGCUAACGGAAUUACUGGAGGAAGAAAAGCUAAGUUGUGUACCAGUGCUCAUCUUUGCUAACAAGCAGGACCUGCUGACAGCAGCCCCGGCCUCUGAAAUUGCAGAAGGGCUGAACCUCCACACCAUCCGGGACCGAGUCUGGCAGAUCCAGUCCUGCUCAGCUCUCACAGGCGAGGGCGUCCAGGACGGCAUGAACUGGGUCUGCAAAAACGUCAACGCGAAGAAGAAGUAGCAUGGGGACGGUGGAGCCGCAAGAGCCGCGGGAGCCGAAACGCCCUGGAAAGCACUGGUUUGCUGUUUCCUGACCCAAUGCUUUUUCAUCUGUGCACAGGCACCGCUGUGUGCGGAGGGGACAACAGCUUCAGAAGAGCCCUCUCCAGCCGUAGAUUUUAACUGAUCUCCAAGGUUCAGUAUCGUUUUUCAAAUAAAGGAAUUAUAUUAUUUCCUCUGCAUAAUUGAAAUAGUA